Messenger RNA from Notolabrus celidotus (New Zealand spotty), 2848 nucleotides. RefSeq names its product macrophage expressed 1, tandem duplicate 1 (gene mpeg1.1). The coding region runs from base 48 to 2165 and encodes 705 amino acids. The record is from RefSeq and is a predicted model, not a curated record. Gene Ontology annotation, biological process: defense response to bacterium. Lineage: Eukaryota; Metazoa; Chordata; Actinopteri; Labriformes; Labridae. The transcript is spliced from 2 exons.
UUUUGAACCUUUAUGUAGUUGCCUGAGCCCUUUCUGAUGCAGACAUCAUGAAGACAGCAGUGACUCUCCUGGCUCUCUCCCUCCUUCAUGUCUGCUCAUCAGCCCCGGCCAGCCGCCCCACCAACUGGCUCAGACAAUGUCGAGCCACCACUAAUAACUCCAUCACCGCACUGGAGGUGCUGCCAGGUGGGGGCUGGGACAACCUCCGGAACAUGGAUAUGGGUCGAGUCAUGAACCUAAGCUACUUCCAGUGCCAGACCACUGAGGAUGGAAUGUACCUCAUCCCAGACGAAGUGUUUGUCAUCCCCCACAAGGAGACAGGCCUGGAGACAAACUCUGAGAUAAUCAGCUCCUGGCUGGAGCAAAAGAGCUCUACAUCCAACUCCAUUAAUGCUGAUGUUUCCUUUCUCAAGUUGCUAAAUGCCAAAUUUUCUAAAGAGAACCAAAGGAUGAAAACUCAUCAGGUCAAAGACUCUUCAACUACAGCCAGAGUACAAGUUCGCAACUUGAUCUACACAGUAAAGGCUUAUCCAGAUUUUAAUCUGGACACCCGCUUUGCUCAACAAGCCAAAGACAUAGCUGAUGCCAUUGAGAACAAUCAAACAAGAAAUGCAGACUAUCUCUCAGAGAGGAUGGUGCUCGACUAUGGAACCCACGUCAUCACCAGUGUCGAUGCAGGGGCUAUCUUGCUUCAGGAAGACUACCUCCGCUCUUCCUAUGUGUCGGACAGUUCGUCAGACAGUUCUACCAUCAAAGCCCAGGCAGGGUUAAACUUCUUUGACAAACUCAAGUUUGACAUAAGCAGUCAAAGCACCCAAACGAGCUCAUCCCUUAAGACAUAUCAGUCCAAUAUUCAGUACUCACUUAUCCAAAGCCAAGGUGGCGGAACGCCUUUUUAUCCUGGCAUCACUCUGCAGAAGUGGCAGGAAAGUACCCGGAACAACCUGGUUGCAAUUGAUCGGUCUGGAUUUCCCCUUCACUACUUUAUCAGCACCAACACCCUCCCUGAUCUGCCACAUCCUACCAUUCACAAAGUGGCAUUUACACUGAGUCAGGCCAUCGAGCGAUACUACCAGGUCAACACCAGGCCCGGAUGUGUCGACAUUAACUCCAAGAACUUCAACUUCCAAGCCAACAUUGAUGAUUCAUCCUGUGAGGGCCCCGCUACAAACCUCAGUUUUGGUGGUGUCUACCAAGAGUGUGUCCAGAUGAGCUCAGAUGCAGGUCCGCUAUGUGAAGUCCUGGCCCAGAAAAACCUUGACACAGGCGGUUUCUCCUGCCGGUCUCCUUACACCCCAACAUUACUGAGAUCAGAAGUGAGACAACAGGGUUACACUUCAUACGAAUGCUUCAGCCAAAGGUAUCGGUGUUGGGGUCUUUUUCAUUGCCAUCGUCAAGUAUGUCAGGACAUGUAUCAUGUCCGUUCUGCCCGCAUCAAUACCAACUGGUGCUCUGUAAACGGAAAGGCCCCGGACAACUCAGGGUAUCUGUUUGGUGGGAUUUACAGCCCUUCUCAACUGAACCCUCUAACCAAUGCCAAAAGCUGCCCGCAAAACUUCAUUCCAGUUAAGUUCCUCUCUGAUGGACAAGUAAUCUGUCUGAGUAAGGACUAUGAGGCUGGCACCAGGUUCUCUGUACCAUUUGGGGGCCUCUUCAGCUGUGAGUCAGGCAACCCACUGUCAGGUUCCAAACGUCACUGCCCCCCCAAGUUCAGCCAGCACCUUGCCUCAGUGAGUGACGGCUGUGAAAUCCUUUACUGUGUCCAGUCAGGGCUGUUCACAGGCGGACAGCUGCUUCCCAUUCGACUGCCUCCUUUCAGUAACCCUUCUCUUGUCAACAUGCAAGCUACAAACACAGUGAUGGUGAUGACUGAAGGAGAUAAGAACUGGGUCAGAGAAGGGAAGACCAAGGCGUGGAAACUGGCCAAACCAGAGGAACUCCAGGAAAUCAUGCAGACACUUAACCCAGAACUGUAUCAGAUGUCCAGUGGAGAGAAGGCCGGGGUAGCCUUUGGGGUGAUUGGUAUGAUGGUGUUGGGGAUAGUAGCGGUGGUCCUGUUGAAGAGAAGGAGGCGGCUGUCUGGGUCAGCUAGAGGCUAUGUGGCGAUUGGAGGAGAGGCUGAACACAACGAGGAAGAGAGAGUGACACAGCAAGACGAGGCCUGAGCAAAAAGUCCGAGCUGAGAGGUUUGGGUUAGGAUGAGGGACAGGGUUAGGGAAGUUUAUGAGAAGCUUUGAUUUCUUUGUUGAUCAUAACUUUGGAAUGAUUGUCAUAGUUAUGUUCCCAUAGAGCGCUCCGACUUUAAAUCUAUUCAACUUUACAUUAAGAUUUUUUCUUCUAAUGUUUGUGAGACCUACCCUACCAAUUAUUUACAUUCAAAAACUGCUUAUGAUGGUUAAUGUAAAAGUUUUACUGACACAGUUAAUGGAAGAAAUUUUCUCAGCGCAUGAUAUGCACUUUAAGCCUUUGUCUGGUAUAAGUAAUAUUUGAAUAAUGCAUUACAGUAGAAAUUGUACAAUACCGUUUGGUCUCAUGAACUGCAAUCUGCUGUUUGUAAGUACAAAAGAGAAGACAUUACCACGUCAACAGUGAGACAAUACUGCCCUCAUGAGGCCAGGAUGCCCAAUGUCAUGUAAUAAACUGUGUUCUCUUCAGUGCUAUGCUCAAAUCUCAGGAUUAAAAAACAUGUUUAUGGUACUUUUUUAAAACAGAUAAUCAAGAGAAAAUGUUUGAAGCAUAUUUUGUGAUUAAAAAAAUCAUUAGUUUAUAAUCUUUUGUCAUUUUUUGUGUUAUGUAUGUCAGCAUAACUCAUCUGCACAGCACUUCGUAUUAAAGUCAUGUAAAACAA